AUGGCAAUGUUGACGCUGAGGGGUCAGAAGCUUACCAGAGUUGGACUGCUAUCUGAUGUCACUCAAAUCUUUCGUGAGAAUAGUCUCACAGUCACCAGAGCAGAAGUGACAACUAGAGCAGGCAAAGCUGUUAAUGCAUUCUAUGUAAGUUAUGCAUCAAGGUACUCUGUUGAUGCCAAGAUCAUAGAUUCAAUUAAGCAAGCAAUCGGGCAGACCAUACUUCGGGUGACAGGCUGUCAUGAAGAGUUAAAUCAAGUUCCUCAAGAAUCUCCAACCAGGGUCCUCUUUCAUGGUCUCUUCAAGUCCAGAUCUAUAGCUAAUUUUAGCUUUGAUUAGAUCCUAUUCUUGAGUUACUAAUUUAGCUCCCUCCCCCUCCCCUUGUACAUUCACACCCCUCCACAAGCGAUUACUAGUGACUGGAACUAAGUAGCUCCCUAGGAGAAAGAAGCCGUAGGAGGCAUCCCUCCAUCUCUCUUUUUCUUUAUAUUGGAUUUAUUAACUU
This is a messenger RNA of Ilex paraguariensis (yerba mate), 502 nucleotides long. The record is from the annotation of a GenBank genome assembly. NCBI's taxonomy places the organism in Eukaryota, Viridiplantae, Streptophyta, Magnoliopsida, Aquifoliales, Aquifoliaceae.